AUGGAUAACGGGAUGUGGGAGCUCGAAUGCUCGCUGUGGCUUGAUGGAAGGGUUUCUAUUUCAAAUUCAUCCAAGCUGGAGCUGUUGCGCUUGUCGCUCAAGAUCUCUAGGAACGGUGCCGGAGUUCAGAGGAUGAGCACAGAACAGCACUUGAAGACUAGGGCCAAUUUACUGCAGUGUUCAAUCAGGCCUGUCACGUAUUGUGAAAGAGGCAUCCCAAGUAUCUCAAAGGCGUUGGCAGAUAAGGGAAUCCACCAUGCGCUGCUAGCCAAGAGACUCUAG
This is a messenger RNA of Aspergillus niger, 282 nucleotides long. RefSeq lists its product as hypothetical. The transcript is spliced from 3 exons. Lineage: Eukaryota; Fungi; Ascomycota; Eurotiomycetes; Eurotiales; Aspergillaceae. The record is from RefSeq and is a predicted model, not a curated record. Bases 1 to 282 code for a protein of 93 amino acids.